AUGACCAAGAAACAGUUGCCUGAGCCAUUGAAUAAUUUAUCUGACAACCAUUGUCACUUUAGUCCUGAGGCGACUCGUGAAGAUGCGUACAAACUCGCAGAUACCUUGAAUGGUCUCGAUAUUGAGUUCCCCACCAAGUUCUUCCACUUGAUGACUACGCAACAUAUCGAUAUAGAUUGUAUUGAUAUUUUGUUGACACAAUUGCAGAAACCAGAUAUAGUGGUACCGUAUUUUGGAGUACAUCCAUGGUUCAGCCAUUUGUUCUACAUAGGCGACAAAAAGCCGAAUAAGAGUGAUCAUUAUCGUCAUAUUCUCAAGCCAGAACCUAGUGAGGAGUUGAUUGACACUUUACCUGAGCCAAUGAGUAUGGAUGCACACACAAACAAAAUGAAGGACAUCAUAAAGAAACACAAUUUGACAGUUUAUGGAAUUGGCGAAAUUGGAUUAGACAAAUUGUUUCGAGUUCCAAAACUGGGCUGGCUUGGUAAUCCUAAUCAUAUCACAAAGGAACAAGACAAACUCACCAAAUCGCGUGUCACAAUCGAGCAUCAAAUGGAUGUUCUCAGACACCAGCUACGACUAGCAGAGAAACUAGGUAAGCAAGUAUCUCUUCACUGUGUUAAAGCUCAUGGUGCACUUUACGAGGAAGCGAUACAGUACAAAAACAUAGUUGUUGUGCUCCACUCAUACACUGGCUCCACGGACCAAGCAAAAAGAUGGCUAAAGAUGGCUCCAGUAAAGCUCUAUUUCUCGUUAUCGGAUUGGAUUAAUGGUGAGAAAGAUGAGUUGUUGAAGCUACUAAUGGAUCACUUUGAUGGAUCGGAAAUAUUAACAGAAAGUGAUGUGGGAAUCGAACGAUAUUUCCUACAAGACAAAUCAUCAGAGUAUUUUCGCCAUCUUACUGGCAUCUUUCAAAAAAUAAACUCUUACAAACAUAUAGAACCGUCUCAGAUCAAGUCAAACAUGUUAAAUUCGCUAAAUACAACUAUAAUCUAG
Molecule: messenger RNA, 996 nt
Organism: Lodderomyces parapsilosis
Lineage: Eukaryota; Fungi; Ascomycota; Pichiomycetes; Serinales; Debaryomycetaceae
Product: putative endodeoxyribonuclease
Exons: 1
Coding region: 1-996 (331 amino acids)
Molecular function (GO): hydrolase activity, acting on ester bonds
Source: RefSeq, a predicted model, not a curated record